This is a messenger RNA of Penicillium cataractarum, 4323 nucleotides long. Its product is annotated as putative TMEM1 family protein. NCBI's taxonomy places the organism in Eukaryota, Fungi, Ascomycota, Eurotiomycetes, Eurotiales, Aspergillaceae. Gene Ontology annotation, cellular component: TRAPPII protein complex. Gene Ontology annotation, biological process: intra-Golgi vesicle-mediated transport; early endosome to Golgi transport. The transcript is spliced from 4 exons. The record is from RefSeq and is a predicted model, not a curated record. Bases 1 to 4323 code for a protein of 1440 amino acids.
AUGGACCCUUCAAAAGCGGCCUCGAGCAAUGUGACCGUUGAAUACACGGACCCAUCUGGGUUGUUUCCUCUGGUCCAGCCCGUCAUCGAGUCCAAGCUUCCCUUAAAGAACCUGCACUGGAAGUCGCCUACUCGUCCCGUUCGAUCGAUCGAGUCCCUCCGCAUUGGCUUCUCACCCGCGCAGACCGAUCCCACCGAGCGGAAGUCCUCUAGCGAUGGCACUGGCACUGUGCCGCACCGGCGACACCAAAUUCCUGGUCUGCGCCAAACACCGUACUUGAAAAUCUACCUCCUCCGCUGCGACGACAACGAUACAUACAAGGCAACCGCACGGAAGACCCUCAGAGAAUGGAUCAAGGCUCAGGGAUCAUCAAGCACCUCGCAACCGACGGGUAGCAGCCAGGAGAAGCAUGAUGCGUUUGAGUGGCUUAUUCUGCAUGUGGUUCAGGAUGGCGAAGGCGCAGAGAAGACCCCCGCGUCUACAUCGAAAUGGGGUCGCAGCACCACCACGGUUUUGGAGAAGGUCAAGGCUGACUUCAACGGGACAUCCAAGACGGCUAUUGAUCGUGUGGCGCAACUACGGAUUCCGAAGGAGGGUGCGACAGCCAAGUCUCCUGAGCUAGCCGACCAGCUGGAAGAUCUGAUUGACAAGGUCAAGAACAGCAUUCUAGCCUCGUUUGACCUGCGCGUGGCUCAGUAUGAGGAAGAUAUCAAGGAAAAAGACUCGCAGCGAAGUCUCCCCGGUUGGAACUUUUGUACGUUCUUUAUUCUCAAGGAGGGUCUUGCACGAGGUUUCGAAAAUGUCGGUCUUUUUGAAGAUGCACUCCUUGGCUAUGACGAGCUAUCCUUUGGUCUUGAUGCAGCAAUUCGAGAUCAAUUACAUGGAAACAGCGAGCAGCAUGGUACAACGCUUCUAAACUCCAGCAAAAAUUGGGUGGAAGCUGCAAGGAAGGUACUGGACUCAGGGUCAUCAACCAAAGAUAGCGAUGAUGAGGGCCAAAGCCCAAGUCUAGAGAUCCGGCCUGAGGAUUUCCCACUUAGUUCGACCAAGUUUCCGUACCGAGAAAUGAUCCUGGCUAGCGAUAUCUCCAUUUUCGAUUUCCGCACCUAUGUCUUCUCCCGACAACUCACUCUCCUUCUGCGGGCGGCCAGAGCUCCAUCGGUCGUUGCGAAUGAGCCAGCGAAACGUGACAGAAAACCGGAAGAUUUGAUCUUGCUCUCGGAAAUAUGUGCAAGAUCUUUAGAGUUUAUCAGUCUUGCUGCUCGCAACCUUCGGUUCGGCCUUGAGUGUGGCCUGGAGGAUGUGGAGAAUGAUGCUAAGGCAGAGGUCAUCCAUAAUCUUGUGUCUUCCUGGGCAUACUCGGCAGCUCUUCAAAUACUUAACCAGACCUUUACUCCAAACUUGUCCCUCCCCGAGUCAUCAUUCCAUGCUGCGGCGCAGGUCAGCGAUGCUGGAAAGUCCACAGUGCCGGUGAAUGAGAGCCGCUCAGAGAUACCACGCCGGUCAAGCUCAUUGAUAGCUUCAACUGCGACUCGCCCCGCUCGUCCGAUGACACAGGAUCUUUCUGAUACACCCGCUGGAAUCAUCCAGCGGCGUUCAACUAUGGACCACCCCAAACCGGCACCGGGCUCGAUGCAAAAGACUGGCUCCGAGCAACUGGCAUCUGCGAGAGGAGAGCUGCUUCUCCUGGCUCGACGAUCACUUGAAGAAAUUGCUCGCCGACGGGGUUGGUCUGAGAAAUGGGGCGACCUCGGUCUGUUGUUCGAUGACAGCCACCGCGCUGGAGCAGGCGGUCUUACGGACGUCUCCCUAGACGAUAACGAUGCCUCAAACGAGGAGACUCCAUCCAAGGUGGAACACACCUCUCUGGUUGGCAUCGAGCUUGCCACGCUGAAGGCUGGGCUGCGGUCAAAAGAGGCGUUUUCGUCUCUCUAUGAGGACCUUACUGACCAUAUCAUCCGUCAUUAUAUGGUGGCAAACCGAGCCAACUCUUCAGAGACGGCUCUUGCAGAUAUCGCUAUCCUACGAUACCGCCAGGGUGACUUUGAAGCUGCUGCUUCCUAUUUCCACCAGAUGGCUCCAUUCUACGGUAGCAAGCUUUGGGUGGUCCUGGAAGGAAGCAUGCUAGAAUUAUAUGCCCGCUGUCUCAAGGAAUUGAAGCGAAACGAGGAUUUUGUUCGCGUGAUGCUUCGACUCCUGGCCAAAUUUGCCGCAUACGCGCAGGCAAAGCUAUCGGUCAGGGAGAGAGCAUUGUCUACUCCCCCGUCCAUCUUGCAAUUGGAGCAGUUGGCGGGAUAUGUUACCGAUCUGUUCAGCGGAGCAUCGGCCAUGCAAAAGGAUGUCACGGCAUCAUUGGUUGAAUUCUUUGCGGACCUCCGCGUUGACCCAGCUAUCCAGCUCUAUGAGGAUAAAGAUGGAUUCCAAAUCAAGCUAUCUCUUCGAUUCCUCUUGGGCCCUAAGAUCAACAUUGACUCUAUCAAGGUGCGAUUGGUCAGCGAUACCAACUCCCAAAAUGCGGAGCAUUGGAUUGAAGCCUCGACCAAUUUCGUGGUCAAGUCGUCGAUGACUACGAUUCUCAUUGACUCUUCGACUACACUGCAUGGCAAAUAUUUCGUUGAUCGCCUCGAGAUGAAGUCUGGCAACAUCAUCUUUUCAUUCAACAGUGGAAAUCAUUCGACUCUGCCAAUUGGCUUCCGCGAAUCGGACGAGGACGAGGAGACUGAUCGUCGACCAUACAUCUACUGUUACCCCCCUUUGGAGGGAUUGCAGGCAAAGGUAGUCUCACCGCAUCUGAUCAACCUGGAAGCCAUGCGCACGCUGGAGCUGGAGCUCAACAGCGGACGAAACGAUAUCAAGACCGGCACUAUUCGUGUGCGGCCAGCAACAGCAGGGCUCCGACUUCGAAUUUCCGAAGUAGAGAUUGUGGAGGGUGAGAUCGAUGUUACCCCCAAUGUUGACGCUGGUACCAUCGAAUUCGCUCAGCUCCCACCGCAAAGGUUCGUGCGACUACGUAUCCCUUACACGGUGGAAGAAACCUUUACAACUCUGUCCGCACGAGCCGAAGUCAGUUACGAGACUGAUCGGGGUAAAUUUGCCUUUUCAACUGCACACAGUAUUGUUGCUACGUUACCCAUUUCAGUCAACGUGCAGGAUAUUUUCAAGGAUGAGUUGCUGUUCUCACGUUUCACGAUCAGCCCCGCAAUGCUGAUCCCGCUGCGCAUCACGAAUUGCAGCCUGCCAAGCUCCGAUUCAUAUGACGUUCAAACCAGUAUCACUGGACCCGUGGCUAUGGACGUCUUCCCCAAGCAGCCAGCAUCUCUACUUUACAAGAUCCGUCCGUCCGGGCUGAACAGUGCUACCACUGGCCCAGAGGCACCUCGCAGUCUUCGCUUGCGUGUUGACUUUACCUGCGUGAAUGAUGAGUGCCUUGACGCGGUUGAGAAAAUCUUCCUUUCCGCUGUCCAGUCUAGUUCAUUCAGCCAGUAUGCAACUCUCCUUACGUCGCAUAUAGUUAACAGCUUCCGCGCUCAAUUAUCGACCUCGGACAUGGAGGUCAUUGGUCUUGUACGAGAGGUCGAGAUGCUCCCAUACCAGAGUGUCCGCUGGGAAGAAAUGUUGGGCGCGCUAAAGGAACGCACGGAAGACGUGCGACAGUGGCUCACGUCAUGGCACGAGAGCAACCCAAUCAUUCGUCUGCCCGAGCGGGCCUCCAUCCCCAUCCGUACUAUCAUUAUCCCAGUCGAUAUCCCCGAAAUCCAAGUGGUACACACGGCCGAGCUGCAGCUCCAGCCUGCAAGCGCCGAUGCAGACCCCUCAUCUUCUCACGCGGCCGUGGGCCAGAUGAUUGCCGCGGAGUUAUGCAUCCGCCACACGCGACGAUGGUGUUCCCCAACAAACCAAGGAUACGCAGACCAGCCACUCGAGUGCUCGUACGAGUUACACGCCAACCCAGAGCUAUGGCUCCUGGGCGGCCGACGACGCGGCAACUUCCUAGCCCGCGAUGGCGAGACCAUCCGCUUCACGGUGUUGCUUCUGCCCCAGAAGCCCGGCCAUCUACUCCUCCCGGGUCUGGAGGUUCGCACCUUUGCCCCAGUGCAGGCACAGCCUCCGAUGUCUCCUCCGGCAAUGGACGUCGCGGCUGGGGGUGCUGCUGCUCCCGUGCAGCGCCAGGCGAUUGCCUGCGAGGUUGAUUACCGGAACCAUGGCGAAACCGUGCUCGUCCUGCCUGAUCUGCGCAAGACUACGGUCAGUUUGAGUGCGUCGGGCAGUCCGGGUGGGUCGUCAUGGCUGGUGGACUCUGAACGACGUGCGGAGGUUCAUUAA